AUGGAGCUGGAGGAGACGCCGCUCGCCCCUCCGAAGACCAUGCUGCUUAUGCUGAGGAAAGUUCGCAAGAGGCGGGAGAUGCUGCUGCAGCAGCUGGGCUUCAUCUGCGCCAUCCUCUUCUUCGCCUGGUGCAUGUCCAGCCUGCUCUCCAGAGCGGGCCAAGAAUCAGCUGUUCCAGACAGAGGCAUUGUAUCAGGAAUGUGGAGAAAUAGAAGGUUGAUGGCAUCACCUAAUGGGACACAUGAAGAGAACUGUACAGAGCCAGCCAUUAAUGAGUUUCCUGAAGAUAUAUUUACAAAUAAAGAACGUCAGCAAGGAGGAAUUCUGCUUCAUAUCAUUGCUGCUCUUUAUAUGUUUUAUGCUUUGGCCAUAGUAUGUGAUGACUUCUUUGUUCCAUCCUUAGAGAAAAUUUGUGAGAAACUACAUUUGAGUGAAGAUGUUGCUGGAGCCACAUUCAUGGCAGCAGGGAGCUCCACCCCAGAACUGUUUGCAUCUGUUAUAGGUGUAUUUAUCACUCAUGGAGAUGUAGGAGUUGGGACCAUUGUUGGUUCAGCAGUUUUCAACAUUCUCUGCAUUGUUGGUGUCUGUGGACUGUUUGCAGGACAGGUGGUUUGUCUCACCCAGUGGGCUGUGUUCCGGGAUUCUGUAUACUACACAAUAUCUGUGAUCAUACUUAUUAUUUUCAUAUAUGAUGAGAAAAUAGAAUGGUGGGAAAGCCUUGUACUCAUCAUUAUGUAUUCAUUCUACAUACUUAUCAUGAAGUACAACAUGAGGAUGCAAAAUUUCUUCACCCUUAAAAGCAAGAAUGUUAGAAAUGGUGACACAGUCAACAAUGAGCUGGAAGAUGGUAAUAAAUGUUACUCUAGUUGUGAUGACCCAUCCAUUCCAUUACUAUGGAAAGUGAAGGGGAUACAGCAGUAUGGCAAAAACAGUGUUGUGAUGGUGGAUGAGAUCAUCUGCUCCAGUCCUCCCAAGUACCGGUUCCCUGAAGCUGGAUUACGGAUUAUGAUUACGAAUAAAUUCGGACCACGCACCAGAAUGCGGAUGGCAAGCCGACUCAUCAUUAACGAGCGUCAGCGGCUAAUCCAGUCUGCCAAUGGCUCAAGCAAAGCACUUCAGAACAGGAGACAGGAGAAUAUUGAAAAUGGAAACAUCCCUGUGGGAAACCAAGUGGAGGAAAACGAACAGGACAGUCUAACUCCAUUUUCAGUGCCAGAUGGAAAAAUGAACAAAAUUAAAUGGCUUUUGACAUGGCCAUUGAUAUUCGUGCUCUUUACCACAAUUCCAAACUGCAGCAAACCACGCUGGGAGAAGUGCUUUAUGCUGACCUUCAUCUUGUCCACUCUCUGGAUUGCCUUGUUCUCCUACUUCAUGGUGUGGAUGGUGACUGUGAUUGGAUACACCCUUGGGAUACCAGAUGUGAUCAUGGGCAUUACUUUCCUGGCUGCAGGAACAAGCGUCCCAGACUGCAUGGCCAGCUUAAUAGUGGCAAGACAAGGCCUUGGUGACAUGGCAGUAUCCAAUACAGUAGGGAGCAAUGUCUUUGACAUUCUGGUGGGACUUGGUGUUCCAUGGGGUUUGCAGACCAUGGCAAUCGAUUAUGGAUCAACUGUUAAAAUAAACAGCAAAGGACUGGUUUAUUCAGUUGCACUUUUGCUAGGAUCAGUGGCACUUACUGUGUUUGGAAUCCAUAUAAAUAAGUGGAAACUUGACAGGAAGUUAGGCAUCUACGUGUUGCUUCUAUAUGCUAUUUUCCUGUGUUUAUCUAUAAUGAUAGAGUUCAAUGUCUUCACCUUUGUCAACUUCCCUAUGUGCCGAGAAGAACUUUAAACCACAGCAAGGAGAGAGACUGAAAUUCUUCUGAUUGCACAUGAUGUAAAUGACAGGAGGCAUUUCACAUUUCUACCUUCUUUCCAUCAGUAAUUUAAGUGUCAUUCCUGCUUAAUCAGCUAACGAGCACUUUUACCUAUAUGGAAGGAAAGCAUACCUUUCUUUCAACAUGCUAGCUGAAGGCUACCAAAGCAUUUUCCUCAUCUUUGGAUAUUGCUGC
Pseudopodoces humilis (Tibetan ground-tit) is the source of this 2050-nucleotide messenger RNA. It is a transcript of the gene SLC24A4, whose product is annotated as solute carrier family 24 member 4. Gene Ontology annotation, biological process: intracellular calcium ion homeostasis; sensory perception of smell; calcium ion transmembrane transport. The record is from RefSeq and is a predicted model, not a curated record. Gene Ontology annotation, cellular component: plasma membrane. Gene Ontology annotation, molecular function: calcium channel activity; calcium, potassium:sodium antiporter activity. Lineage: Eukaryota; Metazoa; Chordata; Aves; Passeriformes; Paridae.